Molecule: messenger RNA, 450 nt
Organism: Tetrahymena thermophila SB210
Lineage: Eukaryota; Ciliophora; Oligohymenophorea; Hymenostomatida; Tetrahymenidae
Exons: 5
Biological process (GO): positive regulation of MHC class II biosynthetic process; positive regulation of transcription by RNA polymerase II; inflammatory response
Molecular function (GO): protein binding
Source: RefSeq, a predicted model, not a curated record
UAAAAAUUAAAUUGGUGAUGAAGGUGCAUCAGGCUUAGGUUCUGCUUUAGCAAAUUGCAUUAAUCUCUCAAAUUUGACACUUUCCCUUGUGUCUAAUUAAAUUGGUGAUGAAAGUGCAUCAGGCUUGGGUUCUGCUUUAACAAAUUGCAUUAAUCUCUCAAAUUUGACACUUGGCCUUUCUGAAAAUUAAAUUUGUACAAUUGGUGCAUCAGGCUUAGGUUCUGCUUUAGCAAAUUGCAUUAAUCUCUCAAAUUUGACACUUUUCCUUGGUAAAAAUUAAAUUGGUGCUGAAGGUGCAUCAGGCUUAGGUUCUGCUUUAGCAAAUUGCAUUAAUCUCUCAAAUUUGACACUUAACCUUGUUGAAAAUUAAAUUUGUACAAUUGGUGCGUCAGACUUAGGUUCUGCUUUAGCAAAUUGCAUUAAUCUCUCAAAUUUGAAACUUGGCCUUGG